Lagopus muta (rock ptarmigan) is the source of this 1164-nucleotide messenger RNA. RefSeq names its product DNA polymerase epsilon 3, accessory subunit (gene POLE3). Gene Ontology annotation, biological process: heterochromatin formation; leading strand elongation; DNA damage response. The coding region runs from base 88 to 519 and encodes 143 amino acids. Gene Ontology annotation, cellular component: CHRAC; epsilon DNA polymerase complex. The record is from RefSeq and is a predicted model, not a curated record. Gene Ontology annotation, molecular function: protein heterodimerization activity; chromatin DNA binding. NCBI's taxonomy places the organism in Eukaryota, Metazoa, Chordata, Aves, Galliformes, Phasianidae. The transcript is spliced from 4 exons.
GAAACAGCAGCGCGGUGCAUUGUGGGGCGGGGCUGCGCGGCGCGGUUGUUUCUUGGGGCGCCGCCUGUGUUGUGCGGGAAGCUCGGGAUGGCGGAGAGACCGGAGGAUCUCAACCUGCCCAACGCCGUCAUCACCCGCAUCAUCAAAGAGGCGCUGCCUGAUGGGGUGAAUAUAUCCAAAGAAGCUCGGAGUGCGAUAUCUCGAGCAGCAAGUGUGUUUGUGCUCUAUGCAACAUCAUGUGCAAAUAACUUUGCCAUGAAGGGGAAGAGGAAAACGCUGAAUGCUGGUGAUGUUCUCUCUGCCAUGGAGGAAAUGGAGUUUCAGCGAUUUAUAGCCCCUUUGAAAGAGUCCCUGGAAGUUUACAGACGUGAACAGAAGGGAAAGAAAGAAGCGAGGAAAGAUAAAGACAAGAAGGCAGACUCAGAGGAACAAGAUAAGAGCCGAGAAGAUGAUAAUGAUGAUGAUGAUGAAAGGAUGGAGGAAGAAGAGCAAAAUGAGGAGGAGGAGGUGGACAACUGAGCUUGCCAAUGGGACAUAACAGGGUUGGGUUUUUGUUACUAGGGCUAUAAAUGUUGUAAAGAAAUCUUGCUGUGUCCCCUCUGGUUUCCAGUAGAGCUCCUUACUGUUCUUCUGGAAUCUCUCUUUGGCUUUAGCAUGUACAUAAAGGACUUGGCUAAAGCGUUUCUCAUGGGUGCCUCACCUCCUCUCUGUGUGCUGGGGACUUGGCAGCUUCCCCAGGUGCUGAACAGACAAGUAAUGGGUCUGGUAUUUUUAUGCUGGAUUAACUCUGAAGCAAAGGGAAAGAAGAGAAAUGUCAGUUGCCUCAAUACAGAAAAGACCUGGAGAACAUGAAAAAAACUUUUGAAUAAGCUCAUUAAACCAACCGAAGAUCUGAAUCCUGGUUCCUUAACCCUUUGGGGUUUACAGUCUACGUGAUGAUGUUAAGAGCCUUAGAAGCUGACUGUUUAAGCUUUUUAUCCAAGUGAUGUUUUUUCCUUCAUUUUCUUGCAUUCUGGCUGUGCCUUCUCUUUCCUGCUCUUUCAGUGAUACUGCCAGCUUCACCAGCUGCAUGCAGCACACCUGUACAAGGGCCAGUGGUUCCCUGAACUGAAUUCCUCCCCUAAAUGAACCAGAAUAAAAAAAAAAAAAAACAAAUAAAAAAAA